GCUCGCUCGUUCUCUCUCUCCCUCCCGACCGCCUCUUGAACCGUUGGCCCUUCGCAGCGCCGGCCGACCUCCGCGUGGCUCCCCAAAGAGAUGAGCAAUUGCGCUCUCCCGCUGCUUUUGCUGCUGCGCUUUGGGGUUUGCGCCUCCGCCGAGGACGCGGGGAGCGCCGCCUCCCAACCGGACGGAGCGCUGCCUCGGGGAGAUAACAGCGUAUCUCACCUGCUACACCUGGAAGAAGAGCUAUCCACACCUACCACAAUUCAGAAAAUGCAAGUGCAAUUCAAUGUCCGUACUAUGACAGAGCCAGAAGACAAAGACUGCAGUCUUAAAACCGGCCAAGACCAGCUUCUCGAAGACUGCAAGUUCAAUGUCUCAGCUAAAAGUUUUUUUAUUAUUCAUGGAUGGACAACAAGUGGCUUGAUUGAAAGAUGGCUGGAUACCCUUGUGUUGGCUCUGCAGCAGAGAGAAAAGGAUGCCAACAUCGUGGUGGUUGAUUGGCUUCCCCUUGCACAUCAGCUCUACACCAAUGCUGUCAACAACACCCGAGUGGUUGGAAAAGAGGUUGCGAAACUACUUGAUUGGUUACAGAAGAAAGAGGGCUUCCGUCUCCAAAAUGUCCACUUGAUUGGCUACAGCCUUGGUGCCCACGCAGCUGGCUUUGCUGGGAACUAUGUACAUGGGACAGUAGGCAGAAUCACAGGCUUGGAUCCAGCUGGCCCCAUGUUUGAAGGGGUUGAACCCAACAGCCGCCUGUCUCCUGACGAUGCUGACUUUGUAGAUGUCUUGCACACAUAUACCAGGGAAACCCUGGGUAUCAGCAUUGGGAUCCAGAUGCCCGUGGGUCACCUGGACAUCUACCCCAAUGGAGGAGACAUCCAGCCGGGAUGUGGCUUUGGUGAAGUCUUGGGAGCGCUUGCUUAUGGGAAUAUUGGGGAAGUGGUGAGGUGCGAACAUGAACGCUCUGUGCACCUUUUUGUGGAUUCCCUUGUCAACGAAGACAAGCAGAGCUUUGCUUUCCAGUGUACGGACUCGGGGCGUUUCAAGAAGGGCAUCUGUUUGAGCUGCCGGAAGAACCGCUGCAACAGCAUCGGCUACAAUGCCAAGAAAAUCAGGAAUAAAAGGAACAGCAAGAUGUACUUGAAGACACGGGCCGGCAUGCCAUUCAAAGUUUUCCACUAUCAAAUGAAAAUCCACGUCUUCAGCUAUCAAACCAUGGGAGAAGCUGAACCAACCUUCUCAGUAACGCUGCACGGCACCAACGGUGACUCCCAGCCUCUUCCUCUGGAAAUGUAUGAGCAGAUAGGUCUGAAUUACACAAACACCUUUCUCGUCUAUACGGAAGAAGAUGUUGGUGAUAUUCUGAAGAUCAAACUCGCUUGGGAUGGUUCGACUCAGACCUGGUACAGCCUCUGGGCGGGACUGAAAAGUUAUUGGUCUCAGCCCAAGAACUUGUCCGAAGAGUUGCAUAUCAGGCGUAUCCGUGUGAAGUCGGGUGAAACUCAGCGGAAGCUUACAUUUUGUGUUGAAGACCUCCAAGAGACCAAAAUAACCCCUGGCCAAGAGCUCUGGUUUGUAAAAUGCAGGGAAGGCUGGCAAAAGAAGAACGAAACAGUGUAA
Molecule: messenger RNA, 1617 nt
Organism: Pogona vitticeps (central bearded dragon)
Lineage: Eukaryota; Metazoa; Chordata; Lepidosauria; Squamata; Agamidae
Gene: LIPG
Product: lipase G, endothelial type
Biological process (GO): lipid catabolic process
Molecular function (GO): lipoprotein lipase activity; protein binding
Source: RefSeq, a predicted model, not a curated record